GAACAUCCACCUCGCACAACUGCACUAUUAAGUGUGAACUGCGAACUGAGCCACUCAACGCCGAAGCCUCUGUGAAGCCAUGGCGACGAUCAAAACGACGUCGUCCCCACCGUUUCUUUGUCCAUUCCUCUCCCCCAAACCCUUCCCCCCAAAAUCCUCGAUCCAUCUUCCCCAAACGCGCAAGCGAGCGCCGUUUCGCUGCGCCUUCAGCUCCACGCAUUGGUUCUCCGCCGUUCCCAGAGCGAAACGCAGCGUUUCGGAGACCCAUUUGUGCUUCGCCACUCGCCGCAAACCCACCUUCUCUUCCGGAGAAGAGGGCGAGGGCGAUUCGAGAAGAGUGCUUCAAAUUGCGCUGUGGCUCGCAGAAGGUGUCUACGUUCUGUGGCUCUUCCUGCUUCCUUAUGCCCCUGGAGAUCCUAUAUGGGCCAUCAGUUCUGACACAUGGAAUUCUCUUAUUGGUCUUUCUCUUAAUUUCUUUUUCAUAUUGCCUUUCAUGAACUUUGUUGGCAUUCAUUUGAUUGAUGCGGCAGUUCUUCAUCCUAUGUCCGAAGGACUAUUCAAUUUUGUGAUUGGCUGGACGUUCAUGUUUGCCCCUUUGCUGUUCACUGAUCGUAAGAAAGAUAGAUAUAAAGGGUCUCUAGAUGUUCUCUGGGGCCUGCAAAUGUUCCUGACAAAUACAUUUCUGAUCCCAUACAUGGCUAUCCGCCUGAAUGAUGCUGAUGAUGAGAGUGUUCCAAAUCCAAGCAAACUUUCACAGUUGGGCUCUGUGAUGACAAAUGGUGCUCAACUUGUUGGAUUGAUUGGUGGCGGUGCAUGUUUUAUAUCUCUUUUAUGGGCUCUUUUUGGUCGAAUGGAUGCAAAUUUUGGGGGCAUAGCAGAUAGAUUGGACUACUUGGUGGGUUAUCUUGGAUCAGAAAGGCUGGCUUAUGCCUUCAUAUGGGAUAUAUGCCUUUAUAUGAUUUUCCAGCCUUGGUUGAUUGGUGAUAACCUCGAGAAUGUUCAGGAAAACAAGGUUGUUUUAGUAAAGUAUCUUAGAUAUGUACCCGUCAUUGGCUUAAUUGCUUAUCUUUUGUUCUUGGAGCCCAAGGAGGCAUGAAUACUGGGUUUGGAUGAUUAGUUUAUUGUGAACUCAAAGAAGCUCAGUUAAAAAUGAUCUCUUGAAUAUGUUGAGGAAAAAAGAAAAGGAUUUUUUUGAUUCUAA
Molecule: messenger RNA, 1201 nt
Organism: Cajanus cajan (pigeon pea)
Lineage: Eukaryota; Viridiplantae; Streptophyta; Magnoliopsida; Fabales; Fabaceae
Source: RefSeq, a predicted model, not a curated record